CACACGACUCAGCUGCUGUCUGCACUAUAAAAGCGCAGCAUCUCUCCCAGCAUCACAGCAACGACCUUAGACAGGUGAAACGUGCAACUGCUGCCUUCUUCAAGUGAACAUCAAACCCAUCCCGCGUACGACAUGGAUCCUUGCGACUGCUCCAAGACUGGAACCUGCAACUGUGGUGCAUCAUGCUCGUGCACCAACUGCUCCUGCACCACCUGCAAAAAGAGCUGCUGCUCCUGUUGCCCAUCUGGAUGCAGCAAGUGUGCAUCAGGCUGUGUGUGCAAAGGGAAGACUUGUGACAAGAGCUGCUGUCAGUGAAGAGCAUGCGACCUUUGCUGUUCCCCCAGGGAUGAAUCCCUUUUUGUUUUGAUUUCCAUGUCUUAGCUACAUAGUCGUUUUUGUAUUUGUUCUAUACUGAAAUAAAUGUUUCCUUAAUGUCAA
Molecule: messenger RNA, 438 nt
Organism: Dunckerocampus dactyliophorus (ringed pipefish)
Lineage: Eukaryota; Metazoa; Chordata; Actinopteri; Syngnathiformes; Syngnathidae
Gene: mt2
Product: metallothionein 2
Exons: 3
Coding region: 133-315 (60 amino acids)
Molecular function (GO): metal ion binding
Source: RefSeq, a predicted model, not a curated record